AUGCCAGAACUCACUCAAGAUCCUGUCAUAUCAGCACAAUUACAGUUUGCCAAUCUUGUGACCGCAUAUCUUGUUUAUAUGUAUUUUGCAGUGAUUGUGAUAAUAUUUCCACCAUGUUCAAAUACGUAUGAUUAUACCUUACCUGUUUGUGGUGAGUUUCCAUGUUAUUUAGAUAUACCUUUACUUGGUAUAUGGGAUACAGUUAUAAAUAGUAUUAUACCAACUGCAAUAAUUAGUAUUUUUAGUAUAAUUGUAUUAGUUCGUGUUUAUAUUCAAAAACGACGUCUUAAUCAAGCUAAUCAAUGGCGUAGACAACGUAAAAUGACAAUUCAAUUAUUUUCUAUUUGUAUUUUAUAUUUAGCGGCGAAUGUUCCACUCAAUCUUGUUAUUUUUAGUCAUAUUUGCGGUCUACCCUAUCACUUUGGUGCAGAUGUACAAGUUUACGCUAAUUAUCUAUGUUAUUUCGUUACUCUUUUAUUUCCAUUUGUCUGUCUUAGUACUCUUUCUGAAAUGCGCAAAAAACUACGAUGGAAAGGUCUACUUUUAUUUCGACGAUCGCAACGCAUUGCUACGAUCAAUCCUAAAUGA
Adineta steineri is the source of this 588-nucleotide messenger RNA. The record is from the annotation of a GenBank genome assembly. Lineage: Eukaryota; Metazoa; Rotifera; Eurotatoria; Adinetida; Adinetidae.